AUACGUCGAGAAAUCAAGGUGUGGCUUAGACUGAAACACCCGACUAUCGUUCCGCUACUUGGCACCGCAAGGGUCGAUUCUCCGUUUCCGGCUCUCGUUUCCAAAUGGAUGCCAUCUGGGACACUGGAUGUCUACCUCAAGGAAGCUGCAACCCUUACCGCUUCCUCUAAAGUUGAAUUGGUGAUUCACUCGGAGAAAGUCGUUCAUGGAGACCUUCAUCCCGCUAAUAUCCUCAUCGAUGACUCAGGAAAUCCACGUCUCACAGAUUUUGGUCUCGCAACAGUCGCAGGGGACGCAGACUUGCAGUUGUCCACGAUGACCGCUACCCGCAAUUUGGAUUCUCGAUGGCGUGCGCCUGAAGUGAUCGGAAUUGAGCGUGACCCUGAAAGGCCUACUUUCAAGAGUGAUGUCUAUUCAUUUGGUAGUGUGAUGUUCUUUAUCUUCUCGGGGGAUGUACCAUGGAAAGAGAAGAAGCAUUCGCAUCAAAUUUCGAUUGAGCUAUCAAAAGGAGCCAUACAUGCACGUCCCGACAACAUCCCUGACGAUCACUGGAGCUUGAUUCAAAAAUGCUGGUCUCGGGACCCGGGGGGUCGCCCAAGGGCAGUGGAAGUUAUUAGACGCACGAACAUCGUGAUCUUCGGAGAGACAGGGGCGGGCAAAAGCUCCGUCAUAAACCUCAUGGCCGGCCGAGACAUUAGCGCACAUAUCGCCCGACUCUCACCUGCUGCACUCUGCAUUGGUCGGAGUACACGAUAA
Molecule: messenger RNA, 756 nt
Organism: Suillus paluster
Lineage: Eukaryota; Fungi; Basidiomycota; Agaricomycetes; Boletales; Suillaceae
Product: kinase-like domain-containing protein
Exons: 4
Biological process (GO): protein phosphorylation
Molecular function (GO): ATP binding; protein kinase activity
Source: RefSeq, a predicted model, not a curated record